Didymodactylos carnosus is the source of this 612-nucleotide messenger RNA. NCBI's taxonomy places the organism in Eukaryota, Metazoa, Rotifera, Eurotatoria, Philodinida, Philodinidae. The record is from the annotation of a GenBank genome assembly.
AUGGGGUGUACUGGCGAAAAUUCCAGAGAGGAUUUUGUUUCACAAUGUCAUGUUAAAACAAUUAUAUUAAAUAGAGUGAUUCGUGACUUAGCCGGUAUAAGUCACAGAUUGUCAGGAUAUAUAGUACGCAGUUCGAUCCCCUGCCACGGACCAUGAGUGUUUUUUUCAAAAUCGCAUGAAACUGGAUCAGUUCAAUCUGAUUCUUUUAGAUAUGUUCCAGGAGAAAUUAAAAUCCAGUGGAAUCUAAAAUUCUCCUAGUAGAAAUUAAAAUCAGCAUAUUCACAAACACAAAAACUCAGUUAUCGGGCUUUAGAAAUCGAAUUUCAGCUUUCUGAAAAGUGCGCGAUCUAUAUGGUCAUCAGAUGAAAAUUAUUAACACUGACUACUAGGUAUGUUACAAACCCAAACCCAAACCCAAGCGACUUGGGUGUAUUGGGUCCCCAAGUCUUGGACUUGGGUUUGGGUCAGUUGCCAAAGUACAUUAAUAUUCUUCUUCAAUAAAACUUACGAGGGAACAUAUUUAGGUGUUUAAGCCCUUUAGGUCCCAUCUUUUGGCGAUAGGUAGACCUCAAUGAGGUAUGAAAAACCUCAAGAGGAUUUAUCCCCUCGCGC